Molecule: messenger RNA, 1191 nt
Organism: Paramuricea clavata
Lineage: Eukaryota; Metazoa; Cnidaria; Anthozoa; Malacalcyonacea; Plexauridae
Source: the annotation of a GenBank genome assembly
AUGAACAGUUUAAUUGAAAAUGACCAAUCAUUGCUUAGUCUUGCAGCUGAAAAUGGAUAUUAUGAAAUUGUUAAAUAUCUAGUUGAACAAGGUGCAGAUGUAAAUCAUAAAAAUAAAUAUAAAAGCACGGCACUUACGUUUGCUGCGAUAGGUGGAAACUGUAUUCUUGUUGAAUAUCUAAUUGAAAAUGGUGCAGAUAUAAAUCAUAAAAAUAAAGAUGGAAAUACAUCACUUAUUCUAGUUUCUAAAUAUGGCAAUUAUGAUAUUGUUAAAUAUCUAAUUGAAAAUGGUGCAGAUAUAAAUCAUAAAAAUAAAGAUGGAAAUACAUCACUUAUUCUAGCUUUUCAAUGUGAAAAUUAUGAUAUUGUUAAAUAUCUAAUUGAACAAGGUGCAGAUGUAAAUCAUAAAAAUAAAGAUGGAAAUACAUCACUUAUUCUAGCUUCUAAAUAUGGCAAUUAUGAUAUUGUUAAAUAUCUAGUUGAACAAGGUGAAGAUGUAAAUCAGCAAAAUAAAUAUGAAAAUACACUACUUAUUCAAGCUUCUAGAUAUGGAAAUUAUGAUAUUGUUGAAUAUCUAAUUGAAAAUGGUGCAGAUAUAAAUCAUAAAAAUAAAGAUGGAAAUACAUCACUUAUUCUAGUUUCUAAAUAUGGAAAUUAUGAUAUUGUUAAAUAUCUAAUUGAACAAGGUGCAGAUGUAAAUCAUAAAAAUAAAUAUGGAAAUACACCACUUAUUCUAGCUUCUAGAUGUGGAAAUUAUGAUAUUGUUAAAUAUCUAAUUGAACAAGGUGCAGAUGUAAAUCAUAAAAAUAAAGGUGGAAAUACAUCACUUAUUCUAGCUUCUAAAUAUGGCAAUUAUGAUAUUGUUAAAUAUCUAGUUGAACAAGGUACAGAUGUAAAUCAUCAAAAUAAAUAUAAAAGCACGGCACUUACGCUUGCUUGUAAAUAUGGAUAUUAUGAUAUUGUUAAAUAUCUAAUUGAACAAGAUGCAGAUGUAAAUCGGCAAAAUAAAUAUGGAAAUACACCACUUAUUCUAGCUUCUAGAUGUGGGAAUUAUGAUAUUGUUAAAUAUCUAAUUGAACAAGGUACAGAUGUAAAUCAUAAAAAUAAAUGUAAAAGCACGGCACUUACGUUUGCUGCGAUAGGUGGAAACUGUAUUCUUGUUGAAUAUUUAAUUGAAAAUGGUGCAGAAUAA